Molecule: messenger RNA, 1143 nt
Organism: Aspergillus caelatus
Lineage: Eukaryota; Fungi; Ascomycota; Eurotiomycetes; Eurotiales; Aspergillaceae
Exons: 3
Coding region: 13-1143 (376 amino acids)
Molecular function (GO): methyltransferase activity
Source: RefSeq, a predicted model, not a curated record
UUUUAGCCCAAGAUGACGAAGAUCGCGUCCCCAAAUCGACUGAUUGUCUUAUCUAAUGUCAUUGCGGAGAAGACAAAAGCCAUCUCGGAUUUCCUGGCCUCCAAGGGACUUGAGCCUCCCUCUUUCGAUGUUGAUGGACUAGCUGACUAUGCAAUUUCGGCUGACGACAAAGAUGCCUAUGAGGCUCGUUUGGAGCUGAUUGCAGCAUCAAAAGAGCUUUAUGCCCUUUCCCACGGUCCAAAGGAUCAUAUUCGAAACCUUUGCUGGGAUGCCAUGGAUCCAUUAUCCCUACAUGCCAUUUGGACAUUCAGGGUCCCACAGGCUGUCCCACUGACCGGAAAAAUAUCAUAUGAAGACCUGGCGGAGAAGUGCCAUCAAUUGAGUGGAGUUUUGGUACCACUGUUUACAUUCCGACGGAUUGUCCGCCACGCUAUCACGAACCGCUUCUUCUGUGAGCCGGAACUUGGAUUCGUUAUGCACAAUCGGACAUCCCGAGUUCUUCUCGAGGAGGAAACCUUGGAUGCCUGGGUAGGUCUAUUCUGUAAUGACAUGUGGCCUGGCUUUGUCUAUACAGUUGAAGCUCUGCGGAGAUGGCCCGGGAGUGGGGAGCCAAAUGAGACUGGUAUUAAUGUGGCCUAUAACCAUAAUCUCAGUUGGUUCGAUCAUACUUCUCGCAAUGAUGUUGUCGCCGAUAGAUAUAGCAAAAGUAUGAAGGCACAUGGCGGUGGUGUUGGAUUUGAUGUCUCGCACACCGUGACCGGUUAUCCAUGGGGAGAUAUUGGUGAGGGAACAGUUGUUGACACUGUAGUAGCAGAUGUCUACUUCUUCCGUUGGGUCUUUCACGGCUUUGCGGAGAAGUAUGCUAUCCAGGUUUUACGGGCUUUGAUUCCGGUGCUUAAGAAAGGAGCCAAGAUUGUUAUCAACGACGGCGUGAUUCCUGAGCCCGGGGCUGUCCCAUGGAUGGAAUAUCGAAGUAUUAGAUGUAUGGAUCUUUUGGGACAGGCAGUGAACAACACCGGCGAAAGGGCUUUGGAUGAUUGGAUAGGUCUGUUCAAAGUAGCCGAUCCCCGAUUUAAGUUCCUGAAUGCAUGGAAGCCCCCGAAGAGCACAAUUUGGUUCGUUGAGGCUGAGUGGCAGCCAUAA